AUGGACCUGUCCAGUCGCCAGGAAGGUCCCCGACCGUUCCGCUCGCGGCGUGAUCGACCCUGCGACGCCUGUCGAGGGCGGAAGAUAGCGUGCCGCAUUGAGACCUCGCCGCCGUGCGCCUUCUGCGAGAGUCGAGGGAGCACCUGCACGUUCCAGAAAGGGCCGAACAACAAGCGACGGCGGGGGUUCUCCUCUUCGAUGCCGAACCACCACCACCAUCAUCAUUACCUGCCGCAGCCGGAUGGUCUAGCGGCGUCAAUAUCGCAGACGACCUGGGAAGAGUUUCCCGUGGACGCGUUCGACAGCACCAUCUUCGACAAUCUGGAUCUGGCCGAGGACGGGAGUCCGACGUUCCAGAACCAAAGGUCGCCCACACAUCCUCCACAGCCGCCGGCCUCUGAUGGGCGCCACGCGAGCACGAGCCCUCGCCAUUUCCAGCCGCAGGUGAGCGUGCGUCCGUCCCCCGGAGACGCCAGGUAUCACGACUCAAGCACCCUCCAUCGGUCUCAGGUCCCGCCGGAUACGGGCCAUCUGAACCGCCAUGUAAUGACGGAGUUGAUGAAAGGGACAUCUCAGCUCGAGAUAUCCCGAGUCCGCUUGAGAAGUACCAGAGACCGCAAUGACGACUCAUUGGCCGGCGAAAGUCCUCAUUUAUUGAUGGUGAGAGAGGAUCCGCCUUUUCUGCUCAACGGCAAGUCGUGGAUGGAACGUGCGUCGUGGUCGGACAUAGAGGGUCUGCUCUUGGGGAAGCAACGCGAUGAGCUGCUCAGACUGUAUUUUCGUUUUGUCCAGCCUUUGUUCCCCAUCCUCCAGCAAAGUGACGGAGCCUACAGCGAAGCUCAAGACGAUCCUCCUCAGGAUACGGCCUCACUUGCUCUGUAUGCUUCGGUGUUUGCAACGGCGCUGCCAUUUGCCAUACACAAUGAUUACCUGAGUGCCACUCUGACAGACGCAAACGGCAAACGUGAGGAGCUGUACUCGAUCGCGAUUGCAGCCUUGUUGCAGGAGGCGAGCUCGCCUUCCAUUGAAGCCCUGCAAGCCUGUCUGCUUCUGCUGCAGAAAGGUCCAACUAUCCAGCAUCAGGGGCUGACGCCAACAUAUUCCUGGCUCACGGCGAUCGCAGUCACCAUGGCCAAGUCUCUUGGCCUACAAUACGACUGCAGCGGAUGGAAUAUUCCCUUGGCAGAGAAGCGGCUUAGAAACCGGCUCUGGUGGGCUACGUUUACUAUGGAUAUAUGGGUGAGCGUGGACUCGCCUGGGGGACGAUCGAUAGGGUCUGACGACUAUGAUGCGCCCCUGCCAAGGUCAGGAGACGGGAAGCCUGGGGAUUACGAGGCUGUUACGGGAUACGGCAACGAGUUUGACCGACUCGUGCUUCUGACGCAUCUUCUCUCCCAGAUCCACGAAACUUAUUACACGAUCCGUGCGGCAAAGCAGACUGCCUCGGACUUGUUCAAGUCCCUCGAGUUUGCCCGCCCCCUUCGCUCUGCUCUCAGCGACUGCCGGCAGAGUUUGAAGGCAGAUCUGCCUCUCAACUCCGGCGACGAGCCGGGCAUGAGCGCGUCCGUGCACCUCGCGGCGUGUGUCGUGUCCAUCGUCCUCUUCCGCGCCCUCCUCCGACCCGUCCAAUGCGGCGGCACCAGCGGCUCACCGGUCGAAAGCUAUAAGUCGGCAGCCGCCGCCGUCAUGACCGGCUCGGUCAACUGCGCGCGAGAGACUGUCGAGCUGUUGGAGAACAUGGUGUCCUUCAUCGGCCCGUGGAACGCGUUCUGGCAUUCCUGGUCGCAGGGCAACUUUGCCAUCGUCAGCACGUUCCUGGUGCAGCUCCUGCUCAUGACCGAGUCCGGGGACGGGACUCGCGCAGAGGUGAGCGACCUGAUUUCCCGCUGGAAGCGCGCCAUUCGCAUUAUCGCUGGCAGCGGCGGAUGGGGCAGCUCUCUGAUGUGCAUGGCGCUCGGUAGACUAGAUUCGCUUCUUAAUCAGGCUGGAUUAUGA
Molecule: messenger RNA, 1995 nt
Organism: Fonsecaea erecta
Lineage: Eukaryota; Fungi; Ascomycota; Eurotiomycetes; Chaetothyriales; Herpotrichiellaceae
Exons: 1
Coding region: 1-1995 (664 amino acids)
Biological process (GO): DNA-templated transcription
Cellular component (GO): nucleus
Molecular function (GO): zinc ion binding; DNA-binding transcription factor activity, RNA polymerase II-specific; DNA binding
Source: RefSeq, a predicted model, not a curated record